Molecule: messenger RNA, 3273 nt
Organism: Tremella mesenterica DSM 1558
Lineage: Eukaryota; Fungi; Basidiomycota; Tremellomycetes; Tremellales; Tremellaceae
Exons: 6
Coding region: 1-3273 (1090 amino acids)
Biological process (GO): protein stabilization; telomere maintenance via telomerase
Cellular component (GO): cytosol
Molecular function (GO): Hsp90 protein binding; telomeric repeat DNA binding
Source: RefSeq, a predicted model, not a curated record
AUGACCUCUGAUCAUCUCACCGCCCUUCGACAUCUCCGUGAUACCCUCCAAAGUCCUAUCCCUGAUGUCGACUCGUUCUCCUUCCUCCUUUCUUCUACUCUUCAAUCACUCCACCUUCACUCAACGUCUGUCCCUUCUUCUACCCCCGAGCCCUCAGUCCUCAAGGCCAUCCAAAGGUUCUUACCGUCUGUCCAACAGCUGCUCCUUACCAAUGCUGUUCCGACAUUCCUCCAUGCUCUCGAUGAAGGUCACAGAGCCUUACUCGACAUUUUGUUCUGUCCGGCCAAAUCACCGAGCUUCUCUCAGCUUCACGUAGCGAGAAGGAUAGCGUUCAUUUCUUACUUGACUCUGUCUUCUAUGCUAUUAUCAAAAUCCGACCGGCCAUCGCUACCCACUCUCAGUCGGCAAUACUUGCUGGAGACCUUACGAAAGCUAUCGGGGGCUCAUGGGAUAGACCAGCUCUACUGGGCUGUGUGGGGAGGUCAACUCGGUGAAAAGGAGGAUGACAUAUCUCGACAGCUACAGUGGGAGGACACUGUGAAGGCGAUUGUGGGCUUACCGGCCAAGGUUGCUAAUGCUGUCGGAAGGUGGAAGGCGGAAGGUUGGGAGGGAGACGUUCCAAUCGAGCUCAUACCACGGUCAUACUUCCACAAGCUAGCUGUCAGCCUGGAAAGUAUCAUCUAUGAGACUUCUCAGUCUCAACGUGAUCCCUCACCCUUUCGCGCAGUUUUCGAGAAGUUGUCAUCUGUCGGCUUGAUUUCUACCUCCCCGUCUGUCACAACUUCUCCGACUCCUUCGAUACUCGGCUCGAUGAUGCCUCCUUUGCUGUCCCAUCUACGCCCUCCGACUUCCUCUCCGUUGCCCCCAUACCCCUCAACCCGUUGGCCUUCACUCCUUUUGGGCCUGCCCACUUCGUCUCUCAGUAACCUUGUUGAAUCAUUACUCCAACACCUUACAUUUCAUCUGCAUGAGGCUGCUGAACUCGAGCCUGAUCGCCCUGAUGAGCGCAUUGCCAGAGCUGUCGAGGUACUGACCCUGAUCAUUGGGCCACCUGAGGUAGGAGGGGAAGCAUGGGAAGCGGUCGCGCGGACGAUCGUGAACAAAAAGAUCACAGUCAAACCUAUGAACGACCGGGAGUGUGCUCGAAUACGUAUUUGUGUGAGCUGGAUGGGUCAAGCUGGAGAAAAGGGAUGCAAGACGCUUCUGGACAAGGUCAUAGAUGCUUGGACGGAUGCGAAAUACGUCAAAUUCAGCCUCUAUUCCCAGCAGUUCUAUCUCACAUACAUCGUGCUCCUUGCAAUCAGUUUGUUCCCUCCCUUUCACCCUCACAUUAUCUCCCUAUCUCACAGACCCCAAUUUAUACUUUCUCUACAGGCUUAUCUCGGACAUCCCGACCCUAAGGUCCGUCGUCUCGGCAUGCUAGUCGCUGAGAUAUUGAGCGAGCGAACCAUGGAAGACGGUCCAAACGAUCCGAUGGCGUCGCAGCAGGAAGAGAUUGAAGAGCUCAGAGCUGGUUUGGAUGUGGACGAGACGACGGGUGAGCAUCGAACGGCCAAGAAGCAAAAGAGGACUGGUGGGAAGAGGUUGAAUUUUGGGAAAGAUAUGUGGGAUGGGGAAGGAAAUGGGAAAGAAGAAUGUCGUUGGCUCCGACGGGCAGUUGGAGUCAAAGAUGGUCAAGUGGAAAUCUCAGAUGACCCAACUGGCAAAGCGUGGCUGUUAGGAUGGAAGGAUUUACCUGUCAGCGAAGAGUCUUCCCAAUCUCCAACCUUGCUUGAACCGACCCCACCUCGGAGUAGCGCUCCGGCGAAGCAGGCUCGGGAAAAGGGACGAGCGGUCCCAACGAAAAAAAUCAUCAUGCUGGAUCCAGAUCAAGAAGCUGAUCCACUGUCUGGAUAUACCCUUCCCUCUCCUUCUUCCUCACGUUCAUCCUCUCCCACACCGGAAUUUCUAGAGGAAGUCGCCGCUGAUCCUUCUCUCGCCAUCGGUAAGGUAGGUGAGAAGAAAGUCACCCGACCGGUGUACGCCCAACAGUUGGUGCUCCUGCUGAAAGAACGGGAAAAGCCUGAUAUGGUGGAGAUGGGAUUGAAAUGGGGAGAACAACUAGUCCGAGCCAAACGAUCAUUCGGGACUGAGCUAGCGGACAAUGCCGAACCUUUGGUAGCUAUGACAGUAGCUUUGAGUCAUUCGUAUAAUAUUGAAGGAUUUGAAGAAAAACGACAAGGUCUUUUGAAUUCUCUCGUUGUCUGUGCACCACAACAAGCAGCACCAUACCUCAUUGAACUCUACUUUACCGGUCAAUAUGCUUUACAACAAAGAUCAAUCAUUCUCACUGCUCUCGCUAUGGGUGCUCGUGAAUUAUCAGGCAUGUCCAUCCCUCUUCCACCUUCAACAAAGAAGAUCGAUUUUCCAUCUAAAAUCCUUCCACCAAAUUUACAUCGUAAAUACAUUUCUCCCUCCGACAUACCCCAAACUAUCACUUACGAUCCUCUGGAAGAAGCAAUCUCCGGUGUACGUGAUUUGGUCCUUAGUAAAUCCGCUCAAAAAGGAGAAGAAACCAUUCCUUCUCUAGCUCGAGAAAAACGAUUAAGAGUAGGUUCUACACGUCUUACUAAAGUUGCUCCAAUUGGAUCCAUACAAGAAACUCAAAUGAUGAAACCCAACACACCGAAACCGAUAGUAGAAUUCAAAGAUGUCGCUGGGGAAUAUUUCGUGAUGCCACUCAUCAAUCGAUUCUGGGAUUAUUACACAGAUUCCCAAAUCCGAGAAUCUAGAGCUAUAGUAUCCGGUUCUCGAUAUCGAUCAGCGGGUACAGGUUUGAUUUUAUCUUCGAUGGCAUUAGAGAAAUUCCUCAUGACUCUAACACUUUUGAUUCAUUCCGCUAGACAUUCUCCUACUUUUUUAGCUGUUUUAUGUCCUGAAGCAUUAGAAUUAGCUCUUACUAUUGGUGCCCGAUCUCCGACUUUACACGAUGAGAUGGAAGGGGAAGAAGAAGGUAGAGAAGCUCAAGUGGUAGGAGCGGCUUUGGAACUAGUUUUGGUUUGUUUGGAUCAUGCGUUCGAGUUAGAUGGAGGAAGAACGUUGGUGUAUGAUAAAUCGGAGAUGGUGUUGGCUUUAGGAGAAUGGGCUAAUGGUGUUUUUGAAGCUUGUAGUAAAGGUGAAAGAAUGGGUGGAGAGGGAGGUUUGAGAGAAGGAAAGUUGAGAGCUACCGCUGCAGGGGUGGUAAUUAAGAUAUCUGAUAUAGGUCAGAAAUGGUCUUUUCUGGGGAUACGGUGA